AGCUGUCGUGCAGCAGCCAAAAUUACUAGCAUACGCGGCGCGUCUGAUCUGACUGCAGCCUUUUCCCUGAAACUCACAUGGCUAAUGAAUCCCCACAGGGUGUUCUUGUGUCCUCAUUGGUCGGUGGGUGAUUAUCAGGAUUGGCUGUAAGUAGCUUUCGCCGAAAGGUUCACAUUACAGGUGAAGUAACAAACGGAGAUGUGAGCUGGAGCGGUCACACCUCCACCUCUUCUUCAUGUUGAAGCGUGUCUGAGACUUCAGCAGACAUGGUGGAGGUCUUUACCGGGCGGACUCUGCUGAAUAAAGACGGGGAGUUCGUGGAUCCUGAAGAAGCGUUGAGGAAUAAAGUGGUUGGGAUUUACUUUUCUGCGGGUUGGUGUCCGCCUUGUCGAGACUUCACACCCAUCCUGUGUGAUUUCUACACGGAGCUAGUUGAAGAAAAUGAACCUCCUGCUCAGUUUGAAAUAGUUUUUAUUUCCUCUGACAAGUCGGCGGAUGACAUGGUUGAAUAUUAUCAUGAUAUGCAUGGAGACUGGCUGGCACUGCCUUGGACUGAUGAUUACAAAAAUGAGUUGAAACAGCGCUACAAGAUCACAGCAGUGCCCAAACUGGUGAUCGUAAAGGAGAACGGAGACGUGAUCACAGAGAAGGGCCGGAAACAGAUCAGAGACCGAGGCCUGGCUUGCUUCAGGUCCUGGCUUGACGCUGCAGAGAUCUUUCAGAACUUUAAGGGAUAGAAAGCCAAAUAAGAGAAGGCGAAAAAAUCUGCCCAUCUUUUCAUGAAUGCAACUGCUGCAGCCGCAUUAGAGAGCUGGACAACACCAAAAUAUUUCUGCUUUCAUUUUUCAGUUAGUGGUUCUCAACUGUUGGAGUAACUCACCCAAGAUGAUUUAAAGUGUUACAAAGAGCAAAUUAUUUUGGUUCCUGAAUUAGUCUUUUUUUCCUGGUUUAAUCCAGGAUGUUUUUUCUUCAGUCUGACAAUCAUACUUUUGUCAAAUUGCUCAUGUUAUGCUUUGAUGAUGGGAUUAUUUCCAAGCCAAAUGGGUCUUGAAACACUUAUUUACUAGUUGCUGACUUUUAGCAAACUGCUAUGCAUUUAAGGCAAUCCUCAGGCAUGUGAUUCACAUGUGAGAAAUGCGCUACUUUAGAAAAAUUGUACUGGUUUCAUUGCACAUUUGAAAAUAUAUUUGGUGGUUUAUGAAGCUAAUGUGUUAAACAGCUUAAAGGUAAGGGUCUGUUUUUUUGAAGUAGGGUUGUAUAAGGUACUUAUGAAUAGUAAGCAUAUAGAUAAAUGCUUGUCAGCCUGGCCCCUUUAUUGAGAAAGCAUGCUGAGUACCUGGAUGUAUGCAGAUGGG
Molecule: messenger RNA, 1355 nt
Organism: Notolabrus celidotus (New Zealand spotty)
Lineage: Eukaryota; Metazoa; Chordata; Actinopteri; Labriformes; Labridae
Gene: nxnl2
Product: nucleoredoxin like 2
Exons: 2
Coding region: 267-737 (156 amino acids)
Biological process (GO): photoreceptor cell maintenance; sensory perception
Source: RefSeq, a predicted model, not a curated record